Molecule: messenger RNA, 3100 nt
Organism: Megalobrama amblycephala (Wuchang bream)
Lineage: Eukaryota; Metazoa; Chordata; Actinopteri; Cypriniformes; Xenocyprididae
Product: NACHT, LRR and PYD domains-containing protein 12-like
Exons: 9
Coding region: 1-2070 (689 amino acids)
Molecular function (GO): protein binding
Source: RefSeq, a predicted model, not a curated record
AUGUUCAUCUUUGAUGGGCUGGAUGAAUGUCGCUUCCCUUUGAACUUUAAAGAGGAUGACGGAUUUACAGAUGUUAAAGAAAAAACAACAUUGAGUAAGAUAAUAACAAACCUCAUUAAGACACAUCUGGUUCCCUCUGCUCUCAUCUGGAUCACAUCCAGACCAGCAGCAGCCGGUCUGAUACCCCGAAACUACAUUGAUCAGGUGACAGAGGUACGAGGAUUCAACGAUGAGCAGAAAGAGCAAUACUUCAACAAAAACAGCAGUCCUGAGGUUGCUGGAAACAUCAUCUGUCAUAUCAGGAAAUCCAGGAGCCUGUACAUCAUGUGCCACAUCCCCGUUCUUCUGCUGGAUCUCUCUCACUGUUCUUCAGCCUCUACUGGCUCGAAGAGAGCAAUGACAAAACACCCACAACUCUCACAGGGAUGCUACAGUGCUGUAAAUCUCACUGCUCAGUGUUGUGAGAGUUUGUCAUCAGUUCUACAAUCCUCAAACUCCUUCCUGAAAGAGCUGGACCUGAGUAACAAUGAUCUACAGGAUUCAGGAGUGAGGCUUCUUUCUGAUGGAAUAAAAAGUCCAAACUGUCAGCUGGAGAUACUGAGAUUUUCCAUAUGUAAUCUCACUGCUCAGUGUUGUGAGAGUUUGUCAUCAGUUCUACAAUCCUCAAACUCCUUCCUGAGAGAGCUGGACCUGAGUAACAAUGAUCUACAGGAUUCAGGAGUGAAGCUUCUUUCUGAUGGACUGAAGAGUCCAAACUGUCACCUGGAGAUACUGAGGCUAUGUGGGUGUAAUCUCACUGGUCAGUCCUGUGAAAGUUUGUCUUCAGCUCUACAGUCAUCAAACUCUGUCCUGAGAGAACUGGACCUGAGUAACAAUGACCUGCAGGAUUCUGGAGUGAAGCUUCUUUCUGAUGGACUGAAGAGUCCAAACUGUCAGCUGCAGAUACUGAGCCUUACUCACUGUAGACUCACUGUUCAGACUUGUGAGAGUUUUUCAUCAGUUCUACAAUCCUCAAACUCUGUUCUGAGAGAACUGGACCUGAGUAACAAUGACCUGCAGGAUUCUGGAGUGAAGCUUCUUUCUGAUGGACUGAAGAGAAACUGUAAGCUGGAGAUACUGAGCCUUACUCACUGUAGACUCACUGUUCAGUCUUGUGAGAGUUUUUCAUCAGUUCUACAAUCUUCAAACUGUGUCCUGAGGGAGCUGGACCUGAGUAACAAUGACCUACAGGAUUCUGGAGUGAAGCUUCUUUCUGAUGGACUGAAGAGAAACUGUGAGCUGGAGAUUUUGAGGUUGUCUGGCUGUAUGGUGACAGAGAAAGGCUGUGGUUAUGUGUCUUCAGCUCUGAGUUCAAACCCCUCACACCUGAGAGAGCUGGAUCUGAGCUACAAUCACCCAGGAGACUCAGGAGUGAAGCUACUCACUGAUACACUCAACCAUCCAAACUACAGACUGAACAAACUCAAUGUGGAUCAUGGAGGAGAUUUCAGGAUUAAAGCAGGACUGCACAAAUAUUCCCAUCGGAUCACUGCGGAUCUGAACACAGUGAAUGAAUGGAUCCGUCUAUCUGAGGAGAACACAGUGAUUACUUACACUGACACACCACAGUCGUAUCCUGAUCAUCCAGACAGAUUUGAUCAGUGGGAGCAGGUGUUGUGUAGAGAGAGUGUGUGUGAUCGACGCUGUUACUGGGAGAUUGAGUGGAGUGGAGAACGUGUGUCUAUAUCAGUGUCAUAUAAGAGCAUCAGCAGGAAGGGACGGAGUCAUGAGUGUUGGUUUGGAUCUAAUGAUCAGUCCUGGAGUUUGAUCUGCUCUCCUGACAGUUACUCAUUCAGACACAAUAACAUACAGACUGAUCUCCCUGUAAAGUCCAUCAUCAGCAGAACAGUGAAUGAGGAGAAUCACUAUAGAGUAGGAGUGUAUGUUGAUCACAGAGCAGGAACUCUGUCCUUCUACAGCGUCUCUGGAGACACAAUGAUCCUCAUCCACACAGUCCAGACCACAUUCACUCAACCGCUCUAUCCUGGGUUUAGUGUUUAUUAUCCUGGAUCAUCAGUGAAACUGUUGUAGAGUCUCUUCAUGACAUUAACACUGAAAUAUCAGGACACAAUAAAUGUGUGUUAAUGACUCAGAAUCACAUGAUGAAGUAAAUGUUGAAAUAUUGUAAUAAAUGUUGAACUCAUGUAUAUUGUGUCAUGUGGUGUCGUUAUGAGGAGCAGGAGUGACACUUACAGAUUUAGAUCCACUAACCCACUGAAAAAUAACAUCAACAAUCAAUUCAUCAAUUUAAUCAUUCAAACACAAAUGGACAUUUUUACACGCAUCAAUAAAUACACACAUUUAAAACUGUUUAUUUGAUUCAUGUUUUAAACGUACAUUAAUAAAUCAUUUUAAAUCUCUUUUUUAAAAGCAUUGGCCAAUUGCUUUUCUUUAUCCGUUUGUCAGUCGAGUUAAAAACGCCAUUGGUCAGGACACACGUGGAGCAACCAAUCAGCUUUCACCUCAGUGUGAAGAGCCAAUCCUCUGUCACUGUGAAUGUAACACGCGCUGUCAUUGGACAGUGAGAACAGCUAUUCUGAAGGCGGAGCUUAUAUGAAUAUGAAUGAGUUUGGCAGACAUGCGCGAUUGCACGUGCGACUGAGAAUAUUAGUUCACACUGAAUCUCCAGACAUUAGUGGAUUAUUCCAUAAAGAUAACUAUACUCUCAGCGUCACGGGCGGCUGACUUACGCCUAAACUACAGUUGUUUUCUUCUAGCUAACAGUUCAUAAUGUUGUCAUUAGUAUGCUGGAUUUGUGCAGUCGUCUGUAACUGAAUGACAGACACUUUGUGUAACAACCUUCAGCUAUCGUCUACAAUGAGUUCAGCUCGUUCUGCUCUUCCUUUGCCAUGUUUUAAAACUCUGUAUUUCAUUAGUUAUUAUCAUUGAGUUCAUCACUGCCUGUAACAACUGAAAUAAACCUGUGUACAUGUUUUUGAGGACCGAUAUCAGUUCUGUUAUUGUGCUCUUGUUCAUUUUGAUAUGAUAUAUUGCUCUUCAAAAGGAUUAAUACAAUUCUUUAUGUUUACGCUUUAUUUGAUCAUUAAAGGCAAAACAGUAA